CCUUGAUUUGUCUUUUGACUUUAUUUCUUGUUGGCAACGGGCUUGAAAAAAUAUUUUAAAACUUGCGACUGUACUCUGUGAUCAAGUUUUAACUAAAAUGUUUAAAUUUUACAAUGUUAAAGAGCUUAAGCCUUCCCCACAUAGUGUUAAAGCACGCUUACCGCUGGUAUAUAAAAAAUAUUUAGAUUCUCUUAAGUUGCCUCCUGCUCCUGUGCAUUAUAUACCUGAGCCAGAGAAAUAUGUUCUUGAUCCCAAAACCAAGCAAAAGAAGCGUGUCGAAAAUAGAGCUAUCCCUUUGAAAUUUCCUAAAGAAGCUGAUGAAGGUAUUUGGGGAGGAGAAGGUGUCAUUCAAGGUUUCAUUAAAGAAAUACGUAAUCGUAGAAGAUUUCCUAACUACUGGGUUCCAAAUUUAAAGAAGACUGUUGUAUAUAGUGAAAUUCUAAACCAGUAUAUGCAAGUAACAGUCACAGAAAGAACUCUUAGAUUGAUUGAUGAAAACUGUGGAUUUGAUCAUUAUAUUUUGAGUACUCCAGUUCAAGACUUAAAAUCUCAACUUGCCUUAACUCUAAGGAGGAAAAUGCUUCUAGCUCUUGUUAAUGGAGAAAAAUAUCAUGAAAGUGAAGAAAAGAAUAAUGAAGUCUUUGAGAAAUAUAAGAAGUAUAUGAUACCAAAACAAGUCAUCAUCAUUUGCUUGUGGACUUCUGCUGUUUGGAUUGUGUAGAUAUCUUCUCAUGGGGUUUCUUUCCAAGCAUUUCCCUCAACCUCUUGCAGGUCAUAAUAAUAAAUUUAUGACUUAUCAGCCAUAAUUACUGAAGUGAAAAAUUAAAGGUGACACUUGUAGGUGAUAAGAAGCUCAUGUAUACUCUUAAAAUCUGUGCACGUCUGUCUGUUUGUAAAACAUCAUCUCAUCUGGAACAUCAGGGAGUUGAGUUUUUCCAGAGAGGUAUCCCGGAUUCCAAAAUUUUGUGGGAAGCCUUUUCAGUCAUUCUCAUCUUUGUAUUACUUAAUUAAUUAAAAACUCUGAAAUUAUCCAAUAUAUUAAUUAAAAACUCUGAAAAUGCUAAUUUUCACAUCCUGCAGGUGUUUUUUUCACUGUUGCUGUUCGGUGGAAAGUGCAUGGAAGAGUGUAAUAGAUGGAAUUUUAAAAUUGCCAUCCAUCUGUCUUAAACAGGGUUAGAGUAAAAUUUUUUAUGGACU
Molecule: messenger RNA, 1197 nt
Organism: Stegodyphus dumicola
Lineage: Eukaryota; Metazoa; Arthropoda; Arachnida; Araneae; Eresidae
Gene: mRpL28
Product: mitochondrial ribosomal protein L28
Cellular component (GO): mitochondrial large ribosomal subunit
Molecular function (GO): structural constituent of ribosome
Source: RefSeq, a predicted model, not a curated record